Molecule: messenger RNA, 1921 nt
Organism: Lathyrus oleraceus (garden pea)
Lineage: Eukaryota; Viridiplantae; Streptophyta; Magnoliopsida; Fabales; Fabaceae
Product: KIN17-like protein
Exons: 3
Coding region: 583-1776 (397 amino acids)
Biological process (GO): DNA damage response; DNA replication
Cellular component (GO): nucleus
Molecular function (GO): double-stranded DNA binding
Source: RefSeq, a predicted model, not a curated record
UAUAAUAUAAAUUCCGACGGAACCCGUGCGAUAGCACGGGUAUCCACUGGUUUAUGCAAACGGAAGACCAUUGUCUUCUUCCUUGGAACCUCAACACCAAAUUCGAACCAGCUAGAUGAAAUUUAUACGUUGCUCAAUAUCAAAUUAGCUCCAACCCUAAAUUCAUUCCUUCAAUUUUCUUAUUUCACCUCCAAAUUCAUUCCCUUCAAACCCUAAAUUUGAUCUAUCACCUCCAUCAAAUCCUAAAAAUCCAUUGAUUUUCCAUCACAUCCUCUGAACCCUAAUUCCUUCUAAUAGCGACGAGGCCAGUAUUCACGAAGUUGUUCGGCUUCACGAUGAGGUUACACGGAUGAUGUCCUCUACAUUCUGAUCGUUGUUAGACUUCAAGGUCACUGUCACCGGAAUUCCUACGAAAUCGUUUUCAAGGAUUAGCUUGUGAAGCACUUGCUGGAGUGAUUUCACUUGCAUCUUCUGAAAUUGAUCAGAAUAAGACAUAAUUUUAGUUGUCUAAGAGGGAAGGAAGCAUCAGGCAGGAUUACUACAUCAUUUUGUUUGAUCUGAAACUGUCCAUCCAGAUUGCCAAUGGGGAAAAAUGACUUUCUCACACCUAAGGCAAUUGCCAAUCGAAUUAAAGCAAAAGGACUGCAGAAGCUUCGGUGGUAUUGCCAGAUGUGUCAGAAGCAAUGUCGUGAUGAGAAUGGUUUCAAAUGCCACUGCAUGAGUGAAGGGCACCAGCGUCAAAUGCAAAUUUUUGGACAAAACCCAACCCGUAUAAUUGAGGGCUAUACCGAAGAAUUUGAGACUACUUUUCUUGAGCACAUGAAGCGUAGCCAUCGAUUUAGCCGUGUGGCUGCGACUGUAGUGUAUAAUGAAUAUAUAAAUGAUAGGAACCAUGUUCAUAUGAACUCCACCGAGUGGGCUACACUUACAGAAUUUGUUAAGUACUUAGGUCGAACUGGAAAAUGUAAGGUUGAAGAAACACCCAAGGGAUGGUUCAUUACAUACAUAGAUAGAGAUUCAGAAACCCUGUUCAAGGAGAAGCUGAAGAAUAAGAGAAUCAAGGCAGAUUUGGUAGAUGAAGAAAAACAAGAGAAGGAGAUCCAAAAACAAAUUGAAAGGGCUGAGCAAUUGAUGCAGCUAUCUAAUCCAGAGUCCGAUCAGCCUUCACAGGUAGAGACUACAAGGGAACUAAAUGCAGAAGAUGGAAUUAAGAUAGGAUUUUCUCUUGGGUCGUCUGCUAAACCUAUAGCCAAGGAUAAAGGCGAGGCAUCAAGGAUGGCGUUUGACGAGGUUGAUGAAGAGAAAUACGAGGAAAAGAAUCCUGUAAACAAUUUAAAGAGGAAAGAAAGUGGUGGUGGAAAAUCAACUUUAGAUGAAAUGAUCAGGGAGGAAGAGAGGAAAAAGGAAAAAAUCAACAGGAGGGAUUAUUGGUUGCAUGAGGGAAUUGUUGUUAAGGUUAUGAGCAAAGUCUUGGCAGAGAAGGGGUACUACAAACAAAAAGGUGCUGUGAGAAAAGUGAUUGACAAGUAUGUAGGGGAAAUAGAAAUGUUAGAAAGCAAGCAUGUGCUCAGAGUUGAUCAGGAAGAGCUUGAAACUGUGAUACCUCAGGUCGGGGGACGUGUAAAAAUAGUAAACGGGGCUUAUCGUGGAUCACAUGCUAGACUGCUUGGGGUGGAUACAGAUCGUUUUUGCGCGAAGGUGCAGAUAGAGAAAGGUGCUUAUGACGGUCGAGUGCUUAAGUCCGUGGAAUACGAGGACAUUUGUAAAUUAGCCUAGUAAGAUUGAAUGAAUGAUAUUUUUCAUGAUUCUGUAAGUUGCAGGAGGAGUUGGAAAGCUUGUUGUUAUGUAUUAUGCAGAAGCUCUAAAUUCCAGUGUCAUCUUUAUUGCAUAAAUUAAAUUACGGUGAUUAUAUUUUCUUCUA